AUGUUUUUACAAGCGUAUUCAGACCACACCGGACUGAUGUUACUGGCUAUUAUUCUGGGUCCAAUCCUCUUUCUUUUUGUAUAUCGGGCUUUCCUACACCCGGCAGCGAAGUUCCCUGGACCUUUCAUUAACAGGCUGACUGGUCUUCCAGAGUUGAAACAUGCUUGGGAAGGUGAUAGACAUCUUUAUCUAUAUCGGUUACACCAGAAAUAUGGCCCUGUGGUGAGAUAUGCGCCAAAUAAACUGUCCUUUGAUACUGCAGAAGCUCUGAGUGAUAUCUAUCACGGCUACAAGCCAAAUAUCUGCAAAUCCGAUUUCUACAAUGCGUUCCCUGCUCUCAAAGGAUUCCCCUCGACUCAUAGUGCCAUCGACAAGCAAGUCCAUAGCCGAAAACGUAGAGUGUUGUCACAUGCAUUUUCCAACUCUGCUAUCCAGUCGAUGGAUGACUAUAUUUUUACCAAUGUCAAGGAGUUCUGUAAAUUACUGGGAGAUAAAACAAGGGAUGUAGUCAAUGUUCCCGGAGCAAGCCCUGCUAAAAACGUUUCUGCCCUGUCCAUUUAUUUGACAUUUGAUGUCAUGGGAGAACUCUGUUUUGGCAAAGCGUUUGGUAUGUUAACCAAACCAGAUAUCAGAUCAAUUGCACAUUUGAUUGAUUCUGCUGCUCAUCGACACUCUGUGUUUGGCAGCUACAGACUUCUUGAAACUUUACAUCUUAAGAAGAUAUUCUUCAGCCAGCUUGCUGCCAAAAGAGAGAGGUAUAUGACAUACUCCAAGGCACAAGCCACUGAAAGAACUUCUCGUGGAGAAAAAGGUGAUGAUGACCGCAGAGAUUUUUUCUACCACCUUCUCCAUGCUAAAGAUCCCGAAACCGGUGAGGGUUUCACUAUGAACGAACUAUGGUCUGAAUCCAACCUUCUCAUUGUGGCUGGUUCCGAUACUACUUCGACCGCAUUGGCAGCUACUUUGAGAUAUUUGGCUUUGUACCCCCAAACUCAGAAGCGUUUGGCACAACUUGUCAGACAGCACUACAGUUCAGCAGACGAAAUCCGUUCUGACCCUGCUACUGGUGCCACUAUAAGUAGUAAGAUUCCUUACUUACGAGCUUGUAUCGACGAGGCCAUGAGAUUGGCUCCUCCAGUGCCAGGAAUUUUGCCCAGACUUGUGCUGAAUAACUCGGUGAUUAGUGGUUACAGGGUUCGAGCCGGAAUCGAGGUCGGUGUUACCACAUACGCCAUGCAGUAUAAUCCGAAAUUCUUCCCUGAUCCUCAUCAAUUUAGACCCGAGAGGUGGUUGGACGACCCUCAUGAGGCAGAGGUCGGUCGCUCGGCAUUUGCACCUUUCUCAGUGGGUUCUCGAGGAUGCAUUGGUAGAAGUUUGGCUUACGUUGAACUGGAGAUGGCUGUUGCCCGUACGGUGUUCAUGUAUGAUUUCAAAACUGUAACCGACGGUGAAUACGGUGAUGGAAAGUAUGGUAUUGGCUACUCUUCUUUCCUAGAUAUCCCACCUGGAGACGAGCUCCUCCGUGACGGAGAGCAUGAGACUGCCUUUAGAAUCUGGGAUCAUUUCGCUUCCUUCAAGGAUGGUCCCUUAGUUCGAUUCGAGCCGGCCAGUGAAAAGUAG
Molecule: messenger RNA, 1620 nt
Organism: Sugiyamaella lignohabitans
Lineage: Eukaryota; Fungi; Ascomycota; Dipodascomycetes; Dipodascales; Trichomonascaceae
Exons: 1
Coding region: 1-1620 (539 amino acids)
Molecular function (GO): oxidoreductase activity, acting on paired donors, with incorporation or reduction of molecular oxygen; iron ion binding; monooxygenase activity
Source: RefSeq, a predicted model, not a curated record